UACAGCGCUCCAUAAUGUUGAACGAAGAACCAAGAGUCUUAGUGCAGUUGCUACUAUGAAUCUUCAACAAACAAUUACAAUUCAAACAAUCAGUUGAUAAAACCAAAACCAACAAACGACCAACCAACAUCCAUGAUGGCCUUUUUAGUGACAAUUAGUUUAUUUGUUGUGUGUUUAAUUUGUUCAACGGUCACUGCAGGCACUGAACAUGAAAAUGUGUUAGUCGAAUUAUUAAGUGAUAGCGAAACACAAACUAAAUAUAGUGUUACCAAAUCAGUUCGUGCCCAACAAUCAUCACCAACGGAAGAAGCACUUAAACAUCGUUUAGAAAUGAGUACCGAAUACUUUUAUAUACCAGAACGAUCCUCGAAUCGACAACAACAGCCAUCGACACCGUCGAAUAUUUUAUUAAUUACUGCACCCACCGCAAAUUUAUCAUUAAUACCUACAUCUGCAUCCAUUGAAUUACUGCGAAAAGAACAGUGGACAUUACCAAUUUUAAUCAUAUCAAUUUGUUCAAUGCUGUUAAUGUUUGCCUUUGAAAUAUUUGUGUUAUGCAAAGCAUCCCGUACAACACCAUCACGUCGACAUCUAUUUCUAGGACAAAUGUUACUCUUAGGUUUAUUCCUAUGUUCGGCGCUAGCAGCGUUAAUCACUUUACAACCGACUCCUAUCACUUGUGCAACUAUUCGAUUUGGUAUUGGUGUAUCGUACGCACUUGUUUUUGCCGCGUUAUUAGUGAAAUGUGUAUUUUUAAUUAGUUUAAACAGUGGUGUUUAUUUACCAGCCCCAUAUCAAGGGUUAUUACUUUUAUUUGCUGUGUUAAUACAAAUUACAAUUGGCAUACAGUGGUUAAUUAAUACACCACCGAUAAUACAGGUUUUGAAUUUAACAAAACAACCCUCAUAUUAUCAAACAUCACAACCCUCAACAAUACGACAUCGUUUUUUAGUGACAGCAGCGCGUGAUGUGACAAGUGAACGAACUACCAUAACGAACACACAUGAAGAUCAAUUAAUAACGUUAUGUCAAACACCAUACAUGGAUAUUUUAAUAUCGUUAAUUUAUGUAAUAUUUUUAAUUAUAUUCGUAGCGAUAUUAGCAAUUAAAUCACGUGGUAUUCGUGAUAAUUAUCGUGAGUCAACAUAUAUUGGUUUAGCCGUUGGGUUUACAAUCCCAAUAUGGUUAAUGUGGUCAUUAAGUGGUCUAAUAAUAAUUGAACGAUAUCGUGAUGCAAGUUUAGCAUGUGGAUUAUUAGGUACAUCGUUAGUUAUAUUUUUAGUUAUGUUCUUACCAAAAGGUAGACAAUUAGCGGCAAUGGGUAAAGAAGGUGUAUAUGUUGAAGACCGUGAAGAUCGCUUUAGUUCAUUAAGUCGUGCCGGUUCCGGGUAUUCCCCGUCAUUUUUUCAUUUUAAACCAAUGAAAUAUAGUAGUGGUGGUCUUGGGGGUGCAACAACAAUUACUGGCAAUAAUAAUAAUAUUACAACAAUGACAAACAAUAGUCAUAAACGUCAUCCAACGACUGUGACAACACUCGGUGGAGAUCACUUGGCACUGUAUCCAUCAGCUGCAGCUGCAUCUAAUUAUACACGAAUGUAUCAUUGUUAUCCUUGUGCAAAUGGUAUUCCUGCUGCACUCUGUACUUCUACUACUGCACCACUACAUUACACUACACCAGGAAGCAUCUUUCUUCGAUCAGAUGAUGGUAACGUUUAUACAACUUUGGAACCAACAUUGAGCAGUAAUCCGAAUGUUUAUUUCCAACGAAAUAGUUUAGUGCAUCCAGGAAUGAUGUAUUAA
Messenger RNA from Chrysoperla carnea, 1800 nucleotides. RefSeq lists its product as uncharacterized. Gene Ontology annotation, biological process: G protein-coupled glutamate receptor signaling pathway; regulation of synaptic transmission, glutamatergic. The coding region runs from base 133 to 1800 and encodes 555 amino acids. Gene Ontology annotation, cellular component: membrane. Lineage: Eukaryota; Metazoa; Arthropoda; Insecta; Neuroptera; Chrysopidae. The transcript is spliced from 3 exons. The record is from RefSeq and is a predicted model, not a curated record. Gene Ontology annotation, molecular function: group II metabotropic glutamate receptor activity.